AUGGGAAUCCGCCUCCCGGCUCACUGGGUCUUCCGAGUACAGCUGACUGAAGGGCCCCUGCGCUGGUACAGCGACCCAGGCCUGGCAGGGGUGUUCCUGGGGCCCGGCCUGAGCUACGACCAGCACUCGCGGGAGCUGAUGGUGGCAGAGCCUGGCGUCUACUAUGUUUUCUUGCACCUGAAGCUGCAACGGGUGGUAUCCAGCUUCGGCUCCGGCUCUGUCUCCGUUGCCCUGCACCUGCAGCCCCUGGGCGCUGGGGCUGCGGCCCUGGCCCUGACCUUGGACCUGCCGCCUCCAUCCUCCAAAGCCCCGGACUCCGCCUCUGGUUUCCGAAGCAGCCUGCUGCACCUGGGCGCAGGCCAGCGCCUGGGCGUUCACCUGCGCGCAGAGGCGGGGGCACACCUUGCCUGGCAGCUUGCGCAGGGCGCCACGAUCUUGGGCCUCUUCCGAGUGGCCACCAAAGUCCCUGCUGGACUCUCCCUGCCGCCAUGGCCCAUUGACACUGGGCCCGGGUACCCCCCGCCGGACAGAGAAUGA
This is a messenger RNA of Puma concolor (puma), 537 nucleotides long. NCBI's taxonomy places the organism in Eukaryota, Metazoa, Chordata, Mammalia, Carnivora, Felidae. The record is from RefSeq and is a predicted model, not a curated record.